GACAGAACAAAAUGGCUGCCCUGACCAUAGACCCGGUGGAGCAGCCUCGGAUGUACCAGCAGAGUCUGCUUCAGGACGGACUGUGUGACCUCUUGGAGAAUGACAAGUUCGUGGACUGUGUCCUCCAAAUUCAGGACCAGAAGUUCCCCUGCCACCGCUUGGUUUUGGCCGCCAGCAGCCCCUUCUUCAAGGCCAUGUUCCUGUCCAACCUGGAGGAGAGCAAGAAGCGUGAGAUUGUCCUCAAAGACGUGGAGCCGGGUGUUAUGGGGAUGAUCCUGCGCUACUUGUACACCUCUGAAAUUAGUCUGACAGAACAGAAUGUCCAGGAUAUCUUCAUGGUUGCCAACAUGUACCAGAUCCCCUCCAUCUUCUCAGUAUGUGUGUCCUACCUCCAAGAGAAGCUGGUGCUGGGAAACUGCUUGGCUAUCUUCAGGCUGGGUCUGCUGCUGGAUUGUCCAAGGCUCGCUCUGACCGCUAGAGAGUUCAUCUGCGAGCGCUACCAGGUGGUCGUCAGGGACCAGGACUUCCUGCAGCUGGGCCCGAGCGAGCUGGCCCUCAUCAUCACCUCAGACGCCCUCAACAUUGAGCGGGAGGAGCAGGUGUUUGAAUCCCUGAUGGACUGGGUCAGACAUGAUGAAACGAACCGGGUCAAGGACCUGACAGAGCUGCUGCACUGCAUCCGUUUCAGGCUCAUACCUUUGGAUUACUUCAAAGAGAAAGUGGAGAGUCACCAGUACCUGCGGUUCAGCGAGGACAUCAAGAAGGAGCUGGAUCUCGUCAAGGAUGCUUACAAGGGGUGUCUCCCAAAGCCCAGUAAGCCCAGCAGUAAUGGGGCAGAGGGGGGAGAAGGAAGUGAGGAGGAGGACGAUGAGGAGGAAGGGUACCUGCCGGGUAUACUCAACAACAACCCUCGCUUUGGGAUGUUUGAGCUGGAGCUGAUUGUUAUGAUCAGUGACAAAGGGACUGUGGCCUAUGACCCGCUAGGAAAUGAAUGCUUUGUGGUCUCCGAGUCCACAGAAAUCCCCAAGAACCACUGCAGCCUUGUGACCAAGGAGAACCAGGUGUUUGUUGUCGGAGGACUUCUCUACAACGAAGAGAACAAAGACGAAGCAUUCAGCUCCUACUUCCUGCAGUUUGACCCAGUGAGUUCACAAUGGUUAGGGAUGCCCUCGCAACCCAACCCUCGCUGUCUGUUCGGCCUGACUGAAGCUGGAAACUCCAUCUUUGUUGUUGGAGGAAAGGAACUGAAGGAUGGUGAGCACGCCCUGAACUCAGUCAUCAUCUAUGACAGACAGUCAUUCAAAUGGGGAGAGUCGGAUCCUCUGCCUUAUGAAGUAUAUGGCCAUGGAACCAUAUCACAUGAAGGUCUAGUCUAUGUCAUUGGAGGAAAAUCUGAAAGCAAGAAAUGCCUGAGAAGAGUCUGUGUCUACAACCCCACUAAGUUUGAGUGGAAGGACCUGGCUCCUCUGAAGACGGCCCGCUCCCUGUUUGGUAUCACCGUCCACCAAGACCAGAUCUACGUGGUGACGGGGGUCACAGACUCAGGCCUCACCAGCUCUGUGGAAACCUACGACAUCGCCACCAACAAGUGGUCUGAGUUCACAGAGUUCCCUCAGGAGCGCAGUUCUCUCAAUCUGAUGUCGAUGGGAGGGUUCCUGUACGCUGUGGGGGGCUUUGCCAUGAUGCCCAGUGAAACCAGUGAGGAGCCCGUUCCAACAGAGAUGAUGGACAUCUGGAGAUACGAUGAGUCAGAUCAGUGCUGGAAUGGGAUCUUGCGAGAGAUUAGCUACGCAGAGGGAUGCACUAUUCUUCCAGUGCGCCUCAACACUCUGCGCCUCACCAAGUUAUAACUGAACUGAACUGUUGCCGGUGCCAGGAGGUUAACGGCGUAGCAUUGAAGUGAACAAGUGCACUCGUUGGGAACAUUGGCCCCAAAAUUGACUUAUACGGAAUGUUUCACUGUAAUGAUUGAAUUUGGUCUCUGAAGAUGAAAAAGUGUUAUGUUUAACAGCAGGGGAAGACAGAUACAUGUUUAGUCUAGAGGGGUAAACGACAUAAAUUAGAAUAUCAAAUUAAUUUUAAAAACAGCCAAAAUGUUGAUUUACAUUGUCUUUACAUUACAUUGUACAUCUGUUUUUUGUU
This is a messenger RNA of Anarrhichthys ocellatus (wolf-eel), 2142 nucleotides long. Its product is annotated as kelch-like protein 40a. Gene Ontology annotation, molecular function: protein binding. Lineage: Eukaryota; Metazoa; Chordata; Actinopteri; Perciformes; Anarhichadidae. The transcript is spliced from 6 exons. Bases 12 to 1850 code for a protein of 612 amino acids. The record is from RefSeq and is a predicted model, not a curated record.